This is a messenger RNA of Salvia miltiorrhiza (redroot sage), 735 nucleotides long. RefSeq lists its product as uncharacterized. The transcript has a single exon. Lineage: Eukaryota; Viridiplantae; Streptophyta; Magnoliopsida; Lamiales; Lamiaceae. Bases 1 to 735 code for a protein of 244 amino acids. The record is from RefSeq and is a predicted model, not a curated record.
AUGCCUCCGAGAAGACAAAAUCGGAAUCGAGUAGAAGAGGAGGAAGAACAGAGAGAUCCUACACCACCACCUCCACCUCCUCCACAGCAAGAGAGGAGAGUAGAAGAGCUCUUCCUCCGACAAAACCCACCUACUUUCAGCGGAGCCGGAGACCCCGCUGAAAUGGAAGAAUGGAUCAGAAGUAUGGAAAGGAUCUUUAGGUUCCUUAGAUGCAAUGAUGCUGAGCGCCUUAUGUGCAUGACUUACCAGCUGAAGGGGUCUGCAGAUUUUUGGUGGGAGGCCAAACAGAAGACUUUGACCCCAGAACAAAUAGAUGAACUUACGUGGGAGCAAUUCAAAUCAGCUCUCUGUGAGAAAUAUAUACCGCGUAGCUAUCGCAGAAAGAAAGAAAUGGAGUUCGCGAGUUUGAAACAAGGAAAUAAAACGGUAGCUGAAUAUGAUCGUUUGUUCUGUGACUUGGCUCGAUAUGCACCAUAUCGAGUAGAUACGGAUGGGAAGAUGUCAAAGUUGUUUUGUGCCGGAUUAAAGCAGGAAAUUCGAGUUGUCUUAGCAAGUCAGAGCGCACUUACGUAUGCCGAAGCACUGAACAGAGCACUAGACAUGGAGCUGGCAAUGCAGCCAGAGAAGACGAGUCAACCUUCUGUACCCCAAGUGAACCCGAAUGCUCAAUCGGGGAGUCAAUCCUUCUUUGGACAAGGACAGAGAGGUAAAAGGAAGUGGGACGAGAGAAACUAA